UUGUCCCCUUUCGUUUCCCCUUGCCGAGUUUCACAGGAAAAACCAACCAACAAAACAGAAGAAACAGCGUAAACAGCACAGAAGAAAGAAGCAAUAAGCUCGAGAACUUUCUCUCUCGCGCUUAGGGUUUCGCAUUUUCGAGUUACUUCUUCUCCUUCAAUUGCGAUUACAAUCUAUUCCGAUCCAACUCGCUCUCAUGAUCGUCGACUUCUACUUGAGCGGUUUCUGAAUUUGUCUCCAAGAUUCUCUCUCUUUCUCUCUCAUCAUUGCACGUCUGUCUGUUUUGCGGUCUUUCGUAAGUCGCCAUCAUGAUCUCCGCCACCGGCGACAACCACCGCCACCAUUACCACCACCACCAGCCGCAGCAUCCUGGCGCUGUGGACGCUUCUCGGCCUCCGAUCGCUGGAGAUCGUGUUGAGCCGUUCUCUGUCAAGCAGGAGCCAUUUUCUGUUAAGCAGGAGCCUGGUUCGCUCCCUCUGUUGCGUGGCCAUGAUUCUAACGAAGUUGAUGAAGAUUUUCAUUUGUCUCUUGCACACCAAAUGUAUAAGGCUGGAAAUUAUAAGAAAGCUCUAGAACACAGUAACACUGUCUAUGAGAGGAAUCCACUUCGUACUGACAACUUACUGCUCUUGCAGUUAGCUCUUAUUUCUUUUAUUCCUUUUUUGUACUGUGUUCUAAGUGAGUGUUACUGUUUGUAA
Molecule: messenger RNA, 698 nt
Organism: Arachis duranensis
Lineage: Eukaryota; Viridiplantae; Streptophyta; Magnoliopsida; Fabales; Fabaceae
Product: probable UDP-N-acetylglucosamine--peptide N-acetylglucosaminyltransferase SEC
Exons: 2
Coding region: 309-698 (129 amino acids)
Source: RefSeq, a predicted model, not a curated record